This is a messenger RNA of Dermacentor andersoni, 745 nucleotides long. Its product is annotated as mite group 2 allergen-like Ixo r 2. Lineage: Eukaryota; Metazoa; Arthropoda; Arachnida; Ixodida; Ixodidae. Gene Ontology annotation, molecular function: sterol binding. The record is from RefSeq and is a predicted model, not a curated record. Gene Ontology annotation, biological process: sterol transport.
GGCCUCCGGUCGACAUUAAUGGGGUCAUGUGAGCUCACGCAGUCGGCAUCACCGCGGCACUAUUUAAGGCCAUGCCUGCUGUUACAUCUUCCCGACUGACGUUGCAUACAAGAGCAUUUCAACCUCGUACUCUUCCCGGGCAGACACGCACGCAGCAUAUCAUGGUUCGCUUCGUUGCUGUAUUGCUACUCUUCGGCUUGGCCUUCGGACAACGUAAAGACGUCGCGUAUGAAGACUGUGGAAGCAAAGCCCAAGUUACUUCAGUCCAAAUGGAGCCGUGUGACUCCGAUCCAUGUGUCAUCAAGCGUGGAUCAAAAGUGAAGAUACACUUUACCUUGGUUUCAGACGAAGACAGUGACACCGCUAUUCUCGACGCCACCAUAAAGGUGUUCGGCUUCAUGGUACCGAUCCCCGGUCUGGCGAAAGACGUGUGCAACGGCGUCGUUCAGUGCCCCAUCGUCAAGGGAAAUACGUACACCGGAGUUUUGGAAACACAUGUGCCCUGGUUUGCGCCUCCCAUCAAAAGCCAAGUCCAGCUCAAGCUUGUGGGUGACAGAGGAGUCAGUAUUUGCACCAAGAGCAAUGUGGUCGUCGUAUGAAAAUUCAGGCCAAACAUUUCGCCUGAAGCGUCACGUUGGACCCGCUACCACAGCAGGGGACGAUACACGUUCGCGCUGGUGUUCCCUACAACCACUGAACAUUUUCGUUUUAAUAAACGUAUUUACAAACAGGUCAUACAACUCCA